This is a messenger RNA of Callorhinchus milii (elephant shark), 1675 nucleotides long. Its product is annotated as transmembrane protein 150A-like. NCBI's taxonomy places the organism in Eukaryota, Metazoa, Chordata, Chondrichthyes, Chimaeriformes, Callorhinchidae. The record is from RefSeq and is marked provisional.
AGUUUCUCAGUAGACUGCGUCGAGUAAAUUCCUCGGCAGCCUGCCUUGUGCUAUGUUGUAAAGGUGGCUUUGUAAGGGAUUUUUUUUUGGGGGGGGGAAAUAAGGGACCUCUUAUCCAUCAUACAAUCUGGCUCUGGGUGCUCAAAGGAGCUGGGGCUGUAUCUCAACGAGGCCAUCCCACCCAGUGGCCGGGAACACACAGCAGAGGGAGCUUCUGAGAGCAGGAGAGGGAGAGAGAGAGAGAGAGUUGGUGGACAGAGUUGGUGAUUUCUUUCAUUAGACUUGGCCAGACAGGAGUCACUGGAGUCACAGUCUCUCUCUCUCUCUCUCUCUCUCUAUCUAUAUAUAUAUCUUUCUAUCUCUCUCUCUGUGCCUCUAAACCUGGACUGGCUUUAUGCAGCUCGAGUCGACCCUUCAUUGCAAGUCUGGGGACUGUGAGCACAAGAACAGUGAACAUGAAGGUCUCAUCAUCACCUCCCAAUGCAUAAGAAAUCAGUCAGGCCAGUGGCAGCAGAGAGAGGAGUGUGUGCCACAGUGAGCGUCACCUGGAAUGACAGCCUGGGUCUUCCUCCCAGUCAGUCUGCCUGUCUCCACAAUCACAGCGCUGUGGGUCGUAUACGCUGUGGCAGUGCGCAACCACCAUGUGUGCCCUGUGGAUAACUGGACCUACAAUGACUCGUGUGAUGACGAACUGGUCCAAGGUCCUCCUAAAACAUGCUGUACCUUAGAGGAUAUCCCCUUGGUCAGCAAGUGUGGAACAUUCCCUCCUGAGAGCUGCCUCUUCAGUCUGAUCUGCAGUGUGGGAUCCUUCAUGGUCAUGUUGGUGGGCCUGCUACGCUAUGCCCAGGUGAAGGAGAGGCACCACAGGUCCUUACUGAACACGGCAGCACUAGUUACUGGCUGGAUCUGUGCAGCGGGCCUCAUGGUAGUGGGAAACUUCCAGGUGGACAACGCUAAGAUCCUUCACUACGUUGGGGCAGGAGUGGGAUUUCCCAGCAGUUUGUUCUUCAUCUGUUUCCAGACUGUACUGACUUACAGAUUAGCGAAAACCUCGCUGGACUACCAAAUAGGCCGGUGCAGGGCAUCUCUCACCAUUUCAGCUUUCAUCACCCUCGUCCUCAGUGGAGUGUUCUUCGUUCAAGAGAGCGCUCGGCUCCAGCACGCGGCUGCUAUCUGCGAGUGGGUAUUCACCAUCGUCAUCCUGGUUUUCUACGGCACCUUUGCCGUGGAGUUCGGCUCCAUCACUGAAAGCACAUUCCUGGAGAUGCUCAAGCCACAGACCAAGAGGACCUGCAAAGGAGACAGCAGCCGCGUCAACCCCAAUCAAGAGGCCGUCGUGAUGAUCUAGCUCUCGAGAUCUCCUGAGUCCAGUUUGAACUGUUGCAGCCUCAUGUAACGCAGCCUUAACAUAUUCAACGAUCCAAAUAACUGGGGUAUUGGCUCCUCAUUGGCACCAAAACCCAACAAUUCAAUACCUCGGGAGGGUGGGAUGGGGCGGAUGGGAUAGGACUGAUUGCGGAUGAGGGAGAAAGGGUUAUACAGAAUUGAAGCAAACUGUCAGAAAGAAAGCCAUUCCAUUAUUUUUCCCCUUUGUACAUUUUUGUUUGUAUGUGUGAAAUGUUCACUUUAUACAGGAUGCCUUUUUUAUACAUACAUAUAUAUAUAUAUACAUACA